Messenger RNA from Hyaloscypha bicolor E, 2238 nucleotides. RefSeq lists its product as uncharacterized. Gene Ontology annotation, molecular function: DNA-binding transcription factor activity, RNA polymerase II-specific; zinc ion binding; DNA binding. Bases 62 to 2149 code for a protein of 695 amino acids. The record is from RefSeq and is a predicted model, not a curated record. The transcript is spliced from 7 exons. Lineage: Eukaryota; Fungi; Ascomycota; Leotiomycetes; Helotiales; Hyaloscyphaceae. Gene Ontology annotation, biological process: DNA-templated transcription; regulation of DNA-templated transcription.
UGCAAAUGUUCAUCCCAAUAUCCAAAAGUUUUCAUGUUCCAUCCUUCAAGGAAUAACCCAGAUGGACAUCUCAGCCAGGAACGGCUCCGCCGAGAGAACUAAAGCGACCAGGGUAGGAGACAGGGUUAGCAAGCCGUCCCGGCGUGACACCUCAUUUCUCCCUAAGUCGUGCGGAAAUUGCAGAAUCAGAAAGAUUCGUUGUGAUAAGACCUCGCCAUGCUCAAGCUGUCGAACUGCUCAUUUGACUUGUGGAGUCACAUCAACUGCAACUACGGCGGAAACUCCAGCGAAUGUGCCUCCGGCUACCCAGCUUGCUCAACCAGCGUUCACUUCGUCUAGUGAAGAAAGCCACUUCAGCCUCAUCCAGGAGACUCUCAACGAAAUAAAAGACAGACUUGGAAAGCUCGAACAGAGUCAGCAGGAACCGAAAUCACCCUUCGAGAUUCAUGUAGUGGCUACUGAGCGCAACGCUUCGUCCGGGGCGACCACAAUUUUCCAGAAUGAACCGUCUUUCAACAAUCAGUCAGCACAAGCAUCAAUUUCAGCGGAGCUCUCAGCGGAAGAAGCGAAUGUCACCGAAUUUAACAUGGAGAUACAGUCGUCUUUGGUAUCACUGAAGUCCCGCUUGCAAGGCCAAAAUGUUCCGUCGUCGGUCAAUCAUCUUUAUUUUCCUUGCUCAUCUUCGAGAUUGUCAACCCAGAAUGUUGAACUCCCACCAGUAUCUGUAGUUAUUGCUGCUUUAAAGAAAGCGGCAGUGAAACUACCUGCAGUGAUCUUGCAUAAUGGCUUCAGAGAUCACAUGAUGCUCGAGGAUUUAUGCAAGAAAGUCUAUUUUCCCACAAGACCAUGUUCAAAAGGAGAAAUUACGCUCCUCAACGGCCUCCUAUUCUAUCUCCUCGAUACUUACAGCCAAGAGAAUAGUCCGGACCUCUCAAGUUCGGAGUGUGCAGCAUACGCCAAGCUAUGCGAGAAGAACUUCUGUGAUGGGAUUCAGGAGUACGAAUGUCUGGUAACACCAACGUUAGAGAAUAUUCAGUGUUUGAUGAUGGGGGCAAUGAAAGCACAGGCUGAUGCCCGACCAGCACUCUGCUGGGCCAUCGUCUCCACCGGCGCCAGACUGUGUCAAAGCCUAGGUUACCAUAGAGAAGCCGAAGUUGCCCGCGGCCCGCCUGAGCUCGCAGAUGCCAAGCGUCACGUCUUCUGGAUGCUAUACAUGAUCGACAAGAUCAUGUCUCUCAAUCUUGGCCGUGCAUCAAGUUUCCCAGAUUAUGAUAUUGAUGUGGAAAUCUUCGUCCUCAAUCGAGACCUGAGCUUCUGCGCUUGGGACAAGGUGUUGGUUGCAUUUAUUGAGCUUUGUAAGUUGCAAGGCCAGAUGUAUGAUGAGCUGUACUCAGCGAGAGCUCGACGCCAAUCGCCAGAGAUCAGAUCGAGGAUAAUUGACGAGCGGGCUUCUAGUCUUUUUGCUUGGCACGUUGGCUUGAAAAGGAUUGAUACACAACAUGCACAAGAUAGCAACGACUUGGACCUCAUCAUCAGCUGGUCUGACUUCUUCUAUUACUAUAUUUUGACGCUCUUAUACGGGGCGAAAACUUCACCAGCAGCUGCUACACACAUCAGCUCCGAAAGAUAUCAAGCAGCAAGGAUGGCUUUGCAAUGCCACGUAGAGAAUUGCGCGAAAUUGUCUGCAAAUAAAACACCAAGCAUGCGAGUAUAUUCUGGUUGGGUUCUACUUUUCUCCUCCUUCACUCCAUUUCUCGUCGUCUUCACCCACUCAAUCGCAUCACACAGCCAGGGCGACGUCGAGCUUCUAAGCCAAGUUCUGCAAACACUCGAAGCAGGGCGAAACAUUUCCGUAGCAACCAACCAGUUAUACGAAGACUGCAAAGCCUUCCUGAGGUUUGCCACAGCCUUCGUCCGGUCAACACAGAACUCUUUUGGAUCCUAUAACCAGGAAGAUGAUUCCAUUACAUUCCCUCUCAUGGGUACAAGUGACCACAAUACCAUGCUUGAAUUCGAUGCAGCUGGCGGGUUCGAGAGUAUGCAGGAUGACUUGCUCCCCAUGUCGGCAUUCCUGGGGACGUAUCUCGGGGAAAAUCAAGUAAUUAGUGGAUUCUGGAACAUGGAUUUCUCGCAAUCUGGGACUUUCUAGCACGGCUACCACUCCUCAGAUCUGGGCGGGCUUUACUACUCAAGUCCAUGCGAUGCUCUCUGCUCAAUGAAUUAUUAUUACUCUGCUCU